Molecule: messenger RNA, 2117 nt
Organism: Pomacea canaliculata
Lineage: Eukaryota; Metazoa; Mollusca; Gastropoda; Architaenioglossa; Ampullariidae
Exons: 4
Coding region: 346-1122 (258 amino acids)
Molecular function (GO): protein binding
Source: RefSeq, a predicted model, not a curated record
AGAGGUGUAUAAAUAGCUCACAGCAACGAUGACAUGACAACAAUCGCGCCGCCCGCUCGCUCCGGACUCGUCCGAACUUGUCGCCGCGAUGCGCACUGCGAGCUGACCUCCUGCACGUGACAAGGUCACGCCAAUCUCGCCGUCAAAUCCGCGAGCGCUGAUUGGUCGACGCUGCGAUGUUGACACCCUCCGCCGCAGGCUGUCUGAGCGCGCUGGUGCGGGUCAGCACAUGUUGAGACUUGUACAGAGCGAGGUGCACCCUGCCACAUCCCAGCACCAGGAUAAAAGACACUUGGCAAAAUACCAUUAUCACUUUCUGAGGUAUUCGUCCGACAGGUAGCAGCCAUGACACUAUCCACGUCAUCACUUCUUACCCUCGUCAUGCUGGCAAUCGUGACGUCACCAAGCCUGGCCGCUGAGCAGACGGCAAACUCAGCGCAGCCCGGAUAUGACGCAGACAGCGCGAGGGUGGACGAUGAUUAUGGCGUCAGCGUUGAGCCCUGUCCACCAGGUCACUUCCUGAGUGCAGGUGAAGGUCAGGCCCCACAGUGUCAACUUUGCUCAACCUGUCCCACCAACCAGAUCAUCCGACGCAUAUGUUCGGCCCUCGAAGACACCGUCUGCGGUCCAUUCUACGAGUUCCACGACUUCCACCAGUCUCCUAACCACGGCGAUCCACCCGCUCACGCAUCAGGGUCAAGAUCGCAGCAGACGCAGGGGUCCGAUGAUGCAGCUCAUGGCGGUAGACGGCUGGAGCCGGAUAUGACGUCACUAGAUCCGACUAGAGACCAGUGGCGCCAUCUGACCCUAAUUCUCCUCACCUUCCUCUCCGUUUUCUGUGUCGUUGUUGUUGUUUUCGGCGUGAUCAUCUGCCGUCUGCGGAAACGGCAGCUGAGAGAAAAACAGAUUGUGUACGAGCCAGGCCUGCUGAUGAACCCUGAUGCAAGCUCGCAGGACACAGACACCAUCCUGACGUCACGUGACAAGAGCUGCUACACUUUCCACGCGCCGGUGUUUGGCGACAACACGGAGGACAGAAAGCCCUCGCACGACACUGGGCAUGCACCCGUCCUCACAGGACUGGGCCUACAUCCGAGUUACGGAGACCUCAGCCAGGUGUGACAUCGCAUGCGAAUACCCUGGGUGAUCGUGUGUACAUAAAGGGUGAUUGCGUGCAAGUCUUCUUAGGUCCUUGCGUCUCCAACGGGUCUCCGCAAAAGAGGAAAGAAAGAAGAAAACGAUCGUCGGAGCGCCAGAAAGAAGAAGGGAGAGCACUGAUCGAGUUCCUUGCAUCGGUCGUCGCUGGCGGAAUGGCUGUGCAUCAGGAUAGGCACGUGCUUCAAGAAUGUGCUAAUGAGGCUAUCUUCAAGAGGUCAUGGGGAGUGACGUCACGACUUGUGAGGGUCAAGACCAAGGUCAUGCUGGUCUAAACCGCUGACAGGGUCGAGGGCUCUCUGGUCGUGUGUGAUGAGGUCCUCCACCCAGGGGCGCGCCCACCUUUUGGGGAGCCAACUGGAUUCAGUUUAGUGAACGCUCAGCAGUAAGAACAAGAGGACUGGCUUCUGGAAGUGUACUGAAGUUUAUUGACAGAGAAAACCUCCAUCUUCUUGUUAGAACUCUAGGCACAGCAGACCAGAAACCCUGCCCCAUCUUUUUUUUUUUUUUGCCCGACACCCCCGGCCUUUUAAGAAAACAGGUAAGACCGGGAAGAUAGAGAUUUCUUUGACUGCGGGGUGAUAAAGUAACCAUAGAGUAGUGUCUGCUCUGUGUCUUUUCCGUACUCCACUGUCCGCCUUCAUCUGCUACUCCUGCAGCAACUGUCAGGCCACCCAGGAGGAGGACUGUCUACUGAACUCAGGCAUCCAGUUGGCGAGGCAGUCCAGGCAGGGUGCUGGUCGGCAUGGUUGGUACUCGUAGCGAAGGUAGAGGACAGACGGUUGGUUCAGUGUGAAAUUCAUUCUGUGAUAUUCUGUGUUUUCCUCCAGACUCUGUGUAGAGUGUUGUGUAGUCACUGUGUAGUGUGUUGUGUAGUCACUGUGUAGUGUGUUGUGUAGUCACUGUGUAGUGUGUUGUGUAGUCACUGUGUAGUGUGUUGGUUAUGUAGUCACUGUGUAGUG